ACUACCAUCACCACUUCAUAGUAGUCAGGAUGGUCAGAGCAUACCCCAACAUCGUGAUCACUGGCACCCCGGGCACGGGCAAGACGUCCCACUCCUCCCUACUUGCCUCCUCCUGGCCUUCAAGUAGCAGUGGUAGCUCCUCCUCUAGGCCCCUUCGCCACAUCAACAUCUCGGACCUCUGCAAGACGCAUCCGAAUCUCACAACAAGCUAUGACGCCGAAUGGCAGUCCCACGAAGUAGACGAGGAUGCUCUGCUCGACCACCUUGAGCCUCUCACCGGGGAGAGGGCGCCCGAGCCCGAGGACGAGCAGGACACGAAAGCUGCACAGGCUGUCAAGGAGGAUGCGGAGGACAGGGGUGGGCUUGUGCUUGACUGGCAUACCUGCGAGGUCUGGCCAGAGAGAUGGGUGGAUCUGGUCGUGGUGCUGAGGUGCGAUCAUGAGAAGUUGUGGAAGAGGUUGGAGAAGAGAAACUACCCCCUCGCCAAGAUCCAAGAGAACAACGAUGCAGAAAUCAUGGAGGUGGUUCUCGCUGAAGCGCGCGACUCAUACCCGGCUGAGGCCAUUGUGGAGCUCAAGAGUGAGGAGGCGGGGGAUGUUGAGGAGAAUGUUGAGAGGAUCAGGAGCUGGAUUGAUGCAUGGAGGGAGGCGAGGGGGUUCAAGAGGGAGGAGUGA
Messenger RNA from Jaminaea rosea, 674 nucleotides. Its product is annotated as P-loop containing nucleoside triphosphate hydrolase protein. The coding region runs from base 30 to 674 and encodes 214 amino acids. Gene Ontology annotation, molecular function: AMP kinase activity; ATP hydrolysis activity; ATP binding. NCBI's taxonomy places the organism in Eukaryota, Fungi, Basidiomycota, Exobasidiomycetes, Microstromatales. The transcript is spliced from 3 exons. Gene Ontology annotation, cellular component: nucleus; cytoplasm. The record is from RefSeq and is a predicted model, not a curated record.